AUGGAUGAGCUCGUGAAGGCUUCGAUUGCGACCGUUGAAGCGAAGAAGAAAGGCCAGGUUCCUUGGGACUUGGAUGUUCCCUACGAUCAACCGUACCACGUAUGGCGCUUAAACGGAUGGCAGUCAACUCAACCUAGUCGUACCUAUGGAGAAACAAGGAUCCCAUCCAUAGCGCUGUAUAGCUGGAACAUCGACUUUAUGCUACCCUUUCCAGACUCGCGUAUGCGCCUGGCCAUUCGUCACCUGGAGACGCUCGUUGAACAGGAGAUACCUACUGUCAUUUUCUUCGCCGAGUGCCUGGAGUCAGAUCUGAAGCUCAUAGCGGGCGAUUCGUGGGUGAGGAAGCGGUUCAAUAUUACGGAUGUCGAUGGUAGCUACUGGCAGUCUGGCCAUUAUGGAACUACUAUUCUUGUGGAUCAACGCCUUCCAGUACGUGCAUGCUUUCGGGUGCAUUACAAGCAGACGCGUAUGGAGCGUGAUGGUCUCUUUCUCGAUGUCGCUCUCGGACCCGGCAAAACUGUACGGCUUUGCAACACCCACGCAGAGUCACUGGCACUGGAUCCGCCCUUCAGACCGGCCCAACUCAAGCUCUGUAGCCAGUACAUGCAAGAUGAGAAAAUAAGUGGAGCCGUCCUUGCGGGGGAUUUGAACGCUAUUCAGGACUUUGACAGGCAUCUACAUACCGACAAUGAGCUGCGUGAUGCUUACCUAGAGAUGGGCGGCAGGGAAGACGACGUCGAAGGGCACACCUGGGGGCAGCAGGCCGCCACAUCGCAACGUGAGCGCUUUGGCGGCAGUCGUAUGGAUAAGAUCCUCUUCUGUGGUGGGAUCCGUAUUCGAUCUUUCGAACGCUUUGGCAUGGGCGUUGAGCUUGAAGAUGCGAGUGAGAGGGAGCACGUUGUGAGCCUGGGGUUCGACAAGCCAUGGAUUACGGAUCACCUUGGGGUGCAUGCCAUCUUCGAUGUAACUGCAGAGUAG
This is a messenger RNA of Baudoinia panamericana UAMH 10762, 978 nucleotides long. RefSeq lists its product as uncharacterized. The transcript has a single exon. Gene Ontology annotation, biological process: double-strand break repair. The record is from RefSeq and is a predicted model, not a curated record. Gene Ontology annotation, molecular function: 5'-tyrosyl-DNA phosphodiesterase activity; single-stranded DNA binding. Lineage: Eukaryota; Fungi; Ascomycota; Dothideomycetes; Mycosphaerellales; Teratosphaeriaceae. The coding region runs from base 1 to 978 and encodes 325 amino acids. Gene Ontology annotation, cellular component: PML body; cytoplasm.